Enterobius vermicularis (human pinworm) is the source of this 1389-nucleotide messenger RNA. The record is from the annotation of a GenBank genome assembly. Lineage: Eukaryota; Metazoa; Nematoda; Chromadorea; Rhabditida; Oxyuridae.
AUGUUAGUCAGUAAUUUAGGUUCUUUGAAAAAUAACUGUAGGGUAUGUGGAGAAGCGCAAGCGAGCAUGCAUUAUGGGGUCAUGACAUGCUGUGGCUGCAAAGGUUUUUUCCGACGUGCACUGAAACGAGCGCAUAAGUAUGACUGUAAAAAUAAUCGAAAUUGUGUUAUUGAUAAAAAUGUAAGAAAUUCUUGUCGAUACUGCCGUUUUCAGCGAUGCCUUCAAGUUGGAAUGGAUCCAUUAGCUGUACGGCCAGAUCGUGAUUUUACUGGUCCACAUCACGCACCGCAGAGGGUGUCAGUAACAAAGAAACGGCGAACGAGUUCCUCAACAAACAGUGAUGGUUCAACUGAAUGGAUCAAAAGAUUACCACUAGAAAUUCGAACUACACUAUUUACUUUACUGAACAUUGAAGCUAAGGUUAUAAAAGGAGAUACCAGACAAAAAGCUUCUGAAUUAUACCCAUUGCCAGAAAGUACGCUACGAGAACUUAUUGAGGAUCCAGAAAGGCUGAAGGGUCAUCGGUCUGAAAUGCGUUAUGAACCAUAUACUAUGGCAAAAAGUGAAGAAUUGUUACUUAUCGCCUACAGACGAUUGAUAGCUGCAGUAGACUGGGUUAAUCAAAUGGCAGAACUUACUGGUGGAUUUUCACUAGACGAUAAGAUAGCUCUUAUAAAGAAUUGUUUUGCACCAUUACUUGUAUUCAACUGCGCAGUUCGAACCGCAGAAGUAACCGAUGAUCCAGAUGUUUUGUGCCUGUGCAAUUUUUCUUUUGUUCCUCGAGAUACUGCUAAAGCAUACAAGGAUUCAUAUCACUUGGAAAAUGGUUUGGUCAGUCGAGCGCUGGAUGAAUUGGUUACACCGUUACGUAAUAUCAAACUGUUACCAGAAGAAAUUGUCUGUUUGAACGCUACAGUAGUGCUGAAUCCACGUAAAUCAUUAAUCUGUUUAUUUUUAAUUGAUUUACGUAAUCGAGUUCAAGAUACACUUUUUCAAAUUAUUAAAGAAACGAGAGGAACUAAACACGCUAACGUACACUACGGAAACCUUCUGUUUUUUCUUCCAGUAGUUAAAGAAAUUUCUAUAGCAAUGAGCGAAAAUUUGCAAUUUGCACAAACAUUCAGUUCGUUGGGUCCUGUUCCGUUACUGACGAACACUUAUGGUUCAUUUCCAGUUGAGGAGUUUCAGUCAGAAUUCGAUGACGACAACCAUGAGGAUUUCGGGGAGUACAAUUUAGUCGACAAGGCUACCCAAACUCUUGCCAGUUUCAGAAGAAUAAAGGAGAAAGAGCUGCUAUCGCAAAACUUUAGAUAUCACAGCUUCCCAAAUUUUUUUUACAGUUUUCGAUAUUUCCAAAUUGACAUCCUUACACUAAUAACAUUACCCUGA